AUGCCGAAAGUAAAAGAGAUCAAUCAUCCUUGUCAUUUGCUCAGCCUUCCCUCUGCCAAACGUUUCUGGUGCCGUCACUGCAUGACGGUUUUUGAGGAUGCAAUCACCAGAUGGCAUCACAGCCGCUCAUGCCGCUAUGGGGCGGUCAACAACUUUAUGAAGCGGCGGGAACUAGAAGUAAAAGCACUUCAGAACACAGCUGUCCUCAACCCUGUUGAAGCUAGGAUAGAGCAGAGCAUUCAGAUGUGUGACUUAGCUACCUCAUCCGCCGUAGGCUCAGCGGGGCCUGGUGACGAGCCCCAACUCGUGCCAGUUUCUGAUUCCUUCAACUGCCUUAUUUGUCACCAGAAGUUUGCUACAAUGGAAGAGAUGAGAGUUCAUGUGAAGUAUCCUUGCAGCAGCAGUACAGUCAUCACUUCCUGUGCUUCGCAUCCUAGACAUUCAGUUCCUGUGUUUAUUGAUGCCAUGCCGACACAGACUUCUCAGUGGCAGCUAACUUCACAGCAUCAGCAACAUGAGAUGCAUUCAACAGCUACUUUUGUUCACACCCAGUCGCAGCAGUUGUCUAGUUAUGACAUUGAUAUUCAAUCGCAGGAGGAGGUGGAGUCCCAGUGUUAUGACACAGAGGCCACCUAUACCAGUACUGGAAGUAGCACAACUGAAACCAUUACUCCAACAAACAUCUAUGUUAAUGAACAGGGUGAAACCGUUAUUGAGGUAGAGAAUUUAGACUUAAAUUCCGAGGUUGGUGAGCUUUCUCUGGCUCAUCUUCUCACUCAGCUUUCGCAGCAAGGCAUUGUGUUCGAUAAGACCAGAUCGGCAGAGCUUCAGGGCCAGCAUGAGGUGACAGUUAGUGUUGAUGCAUCCAAUACUUUCUACACAACAGAUGAAUCUUCUCAACAGGCUUCAGCCAUAGAUGAAGAAGAAGGACAGCCUACAGCUGAAGAUGCUGCAAACACACUAGCACAGCUAGCCGGGUUCAGAAGUUUCAGUAGAUCUGCCCAAAUACAAUCACACGACGAACUACAGUUACACCCUGACACUCAUGCUACUCAGACCUACAGCUACAGUAGUUCAGCUAAUCCAAAUAGGCAGUACACAACCAAAUCCUAUCCUCAUGCAAAUGUAAAAUAUGAGUAUGAAUAUGCUGAUUCACUUUCAGCUUGUGAUCCAUCCAUAGUUUCUACCCAGCAGAUAGUUCUUCAUCAAGCUAUAGAAUCUGCCUCACAGGAUUACGAAAAUGUUAGUCUGGAGCAGUCAUCUGCUCAGCAGUAUAGUAAUAAUUCACCAAAUGGUGCUUAUGCCGCUGAGCUGAACACCCACCAACAGAUUGAGCUGGAGAGAGAAGCCGUUGCCAGCAUUGAAAGUUUGAAGGAGAACUUUGUGGUGGAUGCUGAUGGGGCGCAGUCUGUGCUGUUUUCUUACCCCAUACAAAGCAGUGAGUCUGGACAGCUAAUUCUAAACCCUGCUGUUACCUCCGCCCAUUUAAUGCACGGAGAGCAAGCUGAAUACGUUGUGAGUGGGGAAGACAAAUCUGGGAGUGUGGAGUUAUAUUUAACCUCUUCGUCUGAAGGUAACACAUACAUCACAGCCUUGAAUGCAAAUGUUGCAUCUGACAGUCAGGAAAAUACCCAGCCCACUGUUGCAUUAGACGAAGCUGAAAGUCAUGUUGAGGAGUGUCAUGAAUUGCAAGCACAGACAAUCUCACUGCAAGAUUUUGAGGACUCUGAAAGCAAAGCCGUACAGUUUGUUAGCCAGACAUUAACUCCUCAAGCCUUACAUUCUGUUGAUACUGAUCUUGGGAUGGGGGAAGUGACAGACUCAUGUAUUAAGCAGGAGGACCAGGGUAAUGAGAGUUCACUGGUUGAGCUGACUUCUAUCAAGGAGGAAGUCAUUUGUCAGUCAUUGCAGGAUGCUCCAGGGGAUGAAAUAGCUGAACAGGCAUCUGAUGUAGAGGCUACUUUAACCCAGGUUUUACCUACAAACAAUGUCAGUGCAUAA
Molecule: messenger RNA, 2001 nt
Organism: Candidula unifasciata
Lineage: Eukaryota; Metazoa; Mollusca; Gastropoda; Stylommatophora; Geomitridae
Source: the annotation of a GenBank genome assembly